Molecule: messenger RNA, 351 nt
Organism: Lactuca virosa
Lineage: Eukaryota; Viridiplantae; Streptophyta; Magnoliopsida; Asterales; Asteraceae
Source: the annotation of a GenBank genome assembly
AUGUCCGUAUCAGCAAUCUUCGGCGUCCAAAUCGCCGCCACCUCCUCAAUCCCUCCUCUCCGUCAAUCAUCCUACAGCGGUGCCACAAGGGUUGCUUCGCCGGAAGUCAAGUAUGGCCGUGAAAUUGGAGACAAUAUAGGGUUAAUGAUAGAAUGCUCAUCGAGGCCACAAAAGAAGGCGACAGCACACCACCGGAAAACAAGGCCGAAGAAGACGGCGGCGUGGGACAGAAACCGUGGGCCUGCUGUUUACCCACCUCUGCCGGACCUUCCCCCGGAGUGGACUCUCGUCACUGACCAGGCCGUUGAAGCUUCUCCGUCAUCAACGUCGUCACCACCUGCAACUGCGUAG